Molecule: messenger RNA, 1790 nt
Organism: Cephus cinctus (wheat stem sawfly)
Lineage: Eukaryota; Metazoa; Arthropoda; Insecta; Hymenoptera; Cephidae
Product: JNK1/MAPK8-associated membrane protein
Exons: 4
Coding region: 765-1670 (301 amino acids)
Biological process (GO): response to unfolded protein
Cellular component (GO): membrane
Molecular function (GO): ubiquitin protein ligase binding
Source: RefSeq, a predicted model, not a curated record
GACUCACUUUCAGUUUUCUAUUGGAAUUAUCUACUUUAGCAAAGCUAUCAACGAUCAAGAGAAGUUGAGAUUUUCGAGAACGAUUUCUCGAGUCUUCUGUCAAUACCUGUCAAAAAAUAUGCAUCACCGUCAAAUAUAAAUCUCGCGUACCACAUUUGCUUCGUUCUACUAGAAAUUUUAUUUUACUGUUUACUGCUAAUUAUGAUUUAUAACAUAUUUACGUUAUUACCGGAGCUACGGCGUUGCCACGUGCGUUCAAUACGUGCUGGCCUGCAAACACGCUGUGGUUAUGACAGAGGAUCACAGAGGAUGCGUUCGCUUCAAACAGGGAGGACUGUUUGACCAGUUUCUGUAGCAACAAAUUUAUAUUCUACAGGUUUUAAGAUACGCGGCACUUAUAUAUAAUCACGAUUGGCACAUUGACGUUUUUUUCUAUUUUUUUCUGUUGGCAUUGUAUGCUAUAAUUAAUGAAUUUAAUUUAUAAACGUGACUUCAAUUCUACAAGCAGUAACCUAAAUGACAUAUAUUUGAAAGAAUAUGAUAAUAAAUGUGACACUACUAACAGUUCUGUAUAUCUGAAAAACUGGACGAACCAUAAAUAAUAUGAGCUUUUUUCAAUUGUUUCAUUUUUCAUUUAGUGUGGUUUAAAGUAUCAUAGUUUUUAGGGAAAUUGUGUUAACACCAUAUUAUAAUAUAUUGGUAAAGUGACAAUGAACAUGAGUAUAUGAACUUAUAAAAGGAAUUUAGUUCUCUAACUGCCUAAAAUGAACGCAUUAGUGCGUUGUCCUGGUUUAUAUUGUGGCAGAGAGUUAUUACUUGAUGGUAAUUGGAGUGACUGUGGAGCUUGUCCACGAGGUUUUAGAACAAAUUCUUCAGCUUGUGUACCUUGUGAUGAUGUUCCAAUGUUUUAUGAUUGGCUCUAUUUGGGUUUCAUGGCCUUGUUAGCACUUGUACUACAUUGGUUUUGUAUAGACAGGCUAGCUAUGAGGAGAAAUAUUACUAAGGAAGUUAUAGCUUUACAUUUUUCUGCACUAUUUGAGAUUAUUACAGCAUCUUUCAUUACUCUACAAUUGACCGAUCCUAUUGGAACAUUUGGAAUUAGAUCAUGUAAAGCUAGACGGCUUUCUGAUUGGUAUACGCUUUUGCACAAUCCUAAUCCCAACUAUGAAAUGACUCUACAUUGUACACAAGAAGCAGUAUAUCCAUUAUAUACAAUGGUUUUUGUGUUUUAUGCCCUGGGUGUCAUAAUAAUGCUACUAGUACGACCUUUAGUAGCACACAAAUUUUUACCAAAACCAGGGAAGUUUUCUAUUUAUGCAGCUCUAUAUUUCUUUCCAAUUCUUGCUCUGUCACAUGCAGUAGGUGGUGGUCUUAUAUACUACUCAUUCCCAUACAUUACCAUCAUUUUGUCUGUACUCUCUAGUGCUGCACAUUUCGCCUUCAAAUUAAAUCAGUCUAUGCAAUCGCUACUCCUCAGCUCUGUAUCGGAUAUUAGAAACGUGGUGGUGAUCCUUGGUCACUGGCUUUUACAUGGUUAUGGCGUAAUGGCUAUUGCAACUCUUCGUGGAUUCAGCAUUCAUCCUGCUAUGCUCGCCCUGGUCCCUUUACCAGCCCUUUUCUAUAUUCUCACAGCAAGAUUUACAGACCCAAACAAAUUACACAUUGAAUAACUUGAUCUGAUUAUUGUAUACAAUCUUUGAUGUAAAGAAAACUUCAAGAAAAUGUAAAAAACUGUUUCAAAAGUUCAAGACGAUAUAAAUGACUAGAAAUAAAAUAUUAUAUGCUCAAAA